Panonychus citri (citrus red mite) is the source of this 2451-nucleotide messenger RNA. RefSeq names its product glycosylphosphatidylinositol anchor attachment 1 protein-like. Gene Ontology annotation, cellular component: membrane; GPI-anchor transamidase complex. The record is from RefSeq and is a predicted model, not a curated record. Gene Ontology annotation, biological process: attachment of GPI anchor to protein. NCBI's taxonomy places the organism in Eukaryota, Metazoa, Arthropoda, Arachnida, Trombidiformes, Tetranychidae.
UUUUCUUUUAAAUCUUUAGAAUAAUCGAAUGCGAUUAAAAUGAUGAAUCUAUGAGAGUAAAUAUGAUUUUUUGGUGCGAUAAUUUCCGAUUUUUUCAAGAAAACUCACACAGUUCAAAAUUGGCGCUUCUUCGGUUUGUUGAUCAUCAAGCAAACAGAUGUUGGUGUUUACUGACAUCGGUGACACUGAGUUGGUGUUUUGAAACUGUUUCAAUUGUCGAUUGAUCAUGGGCUUAUUAUUUGAUGAAAAUAAGCAAAUUCUCACCUUAUUUACCAAUCAUUGUAAUAAAAUCUCCUUUUUAUGUAUUUGCUCUGCAAUUAUCGUUACUUUUACUUUGGUGUCAGAAGGAUAUGUCGAUCCAACAUAUUUUAGUGAAAAUGCUCUUUUACCUGGAUAUGUGAACCGGGAAUUCAGUGCUCAGCCUUAUCUUAACUCUGUGUUGACCAGACUAAAAGAUGUAACAAAAUCAAGACCUGGUGAAUUUGUGUCUGAUUGGCUCGUCAAUGAAUUCAAUUCAAUCGGUUUACAUUCAUAUGAACACAAUUACACUUUUGAAUAUCCUUUUGAUGAUAAAAAGAUAAUUAAUGGCAAAUCUGUUUAUGCAAUUCUUGAAGCUCCAAGAGCACCAAAUACAGAAGCUCUGAUAAUAUCAUCCCCGUACCAAUCUUCAAAAAAGUUCAAUGGGAAAACUUUACCUGGCAUCGGUUUGAUGUUGGCGAUGGCUAAAUAUUUUAGCAAGAAAAGUUAUCUAGCUAAAGAUGUAAUAUUCUUGAUUUCUGGUCAAGAGAUUGGAUUCCAGGCAUGGCUCGAUUCUUACCAUGAAGUUUACUCAUCACCUGUUUUAACUUCUGGUUAUCUGACAGCUAAGAGGCCCAUACAAGCAGCCGUUAAUUUACAAAUUGAUGAUGAAGAUAUCACUCAAUUGGAGAUUGAGAUUGAAGGAAUCAACGGCCAGUUACCCAAUUUAGAUUUGUUCAAUGUCGCCGUGGAAUUAGCAACCAGAGAAUCGAUAACGCCAACAUUUCAUGGAAAAUCGCAUCCUUUCUCAACAGACUUUUAUCAAGUUUCCCAAAAUUAUGCUUUAACAACAGCUUCUAUGAUGAUUUCCCGGAAAACAAAAUCAACAGGACUUCAUGGUAUUUUUCAAAAAUAUGCAAUCCAAGCAAUUACCUUGAAAGGGAUCGGUCAGAAUUCUGGAAACAAACAAGAUGAUUACCUUUCUGUUCCUUUUUAUGUUGUUGGUCGAGUUGUUGAAGGUGUUUUUCGAAGUCUCAACAAUUUAUUGGAGAGAUUUAAUCGUUCGUAUUGGUUUUACUUGCUACCUUCAACCCGUCGGUACAUUUCCAUAGGCUAUUACAUGAUUCCAUUCGGGCUGCUGGUGAUACCUUUGCUAUUCAAAGCCUUAAAUAUUUAUUUGAAAAUGAAUCUGGAUAGUUGCCAUGAUGAAUCGGGGUCUUUAUGGGCUGCGUUGCCUUUCAACUUUUAUUGUCACGUUUGUGGAUUUCUGGUCGCGUCUUUGCCGUUCUUUCUACAAAGAUUUGCUUGGAUUUACCAAAGCCAUAAUCUAGCUUUUAAAGAGGCCAUUUAUUAUUCUUUAAUUGUUUCCUCACUAUUGUUCAUCUUUAAUCCUCUGGUCAAGCUGAACAAAAACUCAAUCGAACUUCUGAAAGCAAGGCAGUGUGUCACUCUCAUAAAUUUGGCUUUAAUUCUAUCAUGUUUAUCUCUUUUUAAUAUUUCUUUGGCUCUUUUCCUUACCAUCCUUAUGAUGCCCAUUGCUUACAUUUGUGUUUCUCUUCCAAACAAUUUGCUUAGAAAACUUUUUUCACCAUUGGUGUUUCUCAUUCAUCCUCUAUCAAUAAGUUAUCUUUGUAUACUUGGUACAUCAUUAUGGUUCAAUUCUCAAUUGGACAUUACCUCUCAUAUUCAACAGUCUUUUCAGAAUCAUAAAUCGUUGCUACUUGGUCAACUGGAGGAUUGGUACAUUUAUGGAAAUUGGACUUAUCUCUUUGGUUCUGCUUUUCUCUUCCCAAUCUGGCUUCAAAUUAUUGAUUGAAUUUACCUUGCAAAUGAAAACAGUGAUAAAUUGUGAAAGUGUCUUCAUCCUUGUUUCAAGUUUAACAUGACCAACAUAUAAUUUAAUCUACAGUCGCAAUAUUGAUUGGGAUUCGUGAAUCAAUAAUGAGGACGCAAAUCGAUAAAGACUUUGACUAUUCCAUUUAUAUGAAUUUAUCUUCAAUUAGUGAGUUUCAUCAACAUUUACAAUGUUUCAUAUUGUCAAUGAUAACGAAAUGUUCAUUGUAAGUUGAUUACUCCAAUUAGUUUAAAUGGCUCAGAGAGAUUUGUCCUUUCAAUAAACAAUAAGAUAAUCAAAUCGGAUUGAAAAUUUUGCUGCACUUUGAUUUUAGUUUAAUGAAAACGAUAACAAAUAAAUAAAUGGUGAUUAAGUUGAAA